UCGUGUCUUUGCAUCUGUCUCUGUCUCUGUCAGUCUUCGUCUUUGCAUUCGAGUUUGCGCAGGCGCAGGUCUAUCCACUUGAAGUUAUAUAUCGAUCGAUUGUCGUAAGCCCUUCCUACAAUGGCCAACAAGAACGCAAAGUCUCUCUACGAGGCUAUUCCGGAAUGUAUUAGCGGAUGCUUCGACAUCAGUGUUGCUACUACUGGCUGUGCCAAGGACGACUACGACUGCUGGUGCUAUAAGCCGAAUCAUCAGACCAUCGUUGAUACAUUGGAGCAAUGUCUCUCAAAUAAGGAAAGGAAGACGAAAAAGAAGUGUACUGAAGAUGACGAGUUCGAAUAUGAGAAUAGUUACUGGAAGAUCUGCGAACAAUACUGGGAACCUUACGGAACUGCUACCGAACCAACAUCAUUCUCAACUGCUGUAUCAUCUACAGCUUCAGCAGCGUCGACAACACUCAAGGUCUCGACAACAGUCGCCACUACUGCAUCAUCUGAAGAGACAGCCGCCGCGGAAGAGUCUACCUGGACGAGCCUUGCACCAACUGAGACUGGCGAUUCCGAGCAAGCACAAGCAUCUGACGAAGCAGACGCAGUGACGCCUACUCACAGCGGUCUAUCACCAGGAGGAAAAGUCGGAGUGGGCGUUGGUGUUGCAAUUGGUGUUAUCCUUAUCGGUAUUGCCGUCUUCCUCUGGCUGCGCGAGAGGAAACGAAGACGCUCAGUCGAGGAGCAGCUGAGAAUUGUCGAGAUAGAGAAGGCCAACGCUUCUCAAGAAGGAUACUAUGCUAGCAAGGGCUUGUACGAGAUGGAGGGCGAUCGACCUCAUGCGGAGGAACUUCGUGGAUGUAUGAGAACGCCAGAGCUUGGUGCAGCAGAGACGACAAAGUCAAGCAGCGUGACACACGUCGGACCCGUGAGUCCAUCUGAUAACGAUAGGGACUCGUCGUUCUCGACACGGAGCCAAUCGUGGCCUAUUUCUCCUGAGAGUCCAGGUCGUCAGGAGUCAAGGGGUUUGGGUGAGAUAACGGACAAUGAUACGGCCAAGCCAGCUGCUCCUUGA
Molecule: messenger RNA, 1062 nt
Organism: Fusarium odoratissimum NRRL 54006
Lineage: Eukaryota; Fungi; Ascomycota; Sordariomycetes; Hypocreales; Nectriaceae
Exons: 2
Coding region: 121-1062 (313 amino acids)
Source: RefSeq, a predicted model, not a curated record